CGUUGACGCCUGUGCAGCUAUCAACUUCCGCCAGCUGAUGACACAAUCCCAGUGCAAUAUAGAUGAUGGUAGAUCCGUAUUUUAAGAACUUUUAUUUAAUGUCCGCCACCUUUUUUAAAAGUAUAGGGACAUCACAAUGAAUGGAGUAAGGUCAAUUUACAAUCUUAUGUUUGGGAGGCAUUUAUUUUUAACAAACACAAUAAGUGCCGGCGUGUUGUUAGGAGCUGGAGAUUCCAUUGUUCAGACUUUUGAAGGUAGACGGAUAAAAAAGAAAGGUGGGGAAUGGGCAAGAGACUGGAAAAGAACAGGUCGUAUGGUUACGAUUGGGCUAGUCCUGCAAGGCCCAGCCAGUCAUGCUUGGUAUAGCUUCCUAGACAGAAUUCUGAGAGGGACACAAUUUAAAACCAUUGCAAAGAAAAUACUUCUGGACCAAAUAUUUGCCUCACCUUUUUUUGCUUUUGGCUUUCUUAUGGGAAUGGGUCUUUUAGAAGGGCAGUCAUGGGACAAGGGGGUACAGGAAUUUAAGUCCAAAUUUUGGACAGUUUAUAUGGCUGAUUGGACAGUAUGGCCAGCUGCUCAGUGCAUCAACUUUUAUUUUCUACCUCCUAAGCUGAGAGUGAUAUAUGUAAACUUUGUAACAUUAGGAUGGGAUGUAUUUUUAUCAUAUAUAAAGCAUGAGUUCAAGAAGGAUCAGGAUUGAUGACAGUUCUUAGAUUUUGGUUAUGUAGGCAAGAAUUACCACAUCAGGGUGAAAAGUUCUCUACCACCUUAGACCAGAAACUUCCAUGUAUGACGUUGUUAGGUCCAGAAAUAUUGAAAAUAAUUAUUUCCUCUUAAAUGUUUUAGCAUUGAGAUAAGUCAAUAAAUUUUAAACAUCUCUGUCUGCAUUGGACAUUUGGAUUUCACUCAAAAUGUAUACAGAUCGAUUACCUGUAGUAAUAUCCAGGUUACUCAUGUAACCUGCAGGCCGCGUAUGUAUGUAUCUCAGAUGAUUUGUAGUGUCCAUAAAGAUUUGGUGUGCUAUUUAUUCAAUCAGGGACUUAUUGGCAUUAUUAUUAAUGAUAUUUUAUUAUAGGGAUUUAAUAGCUGCAAUGUUAUAAAUUUUGCAUAUUUCAAAAUAUAUGUAAAUGUUUGUUCUUGAUGUAUUUAUUGUUAUUCAACAACUUUUAUAUUUCAUGUUGAUAUAAUGUCUUUGAAACUGAAUCG
Messenger RNA from Lingula anatina, 1206 nucleotides. RefSeq names its product mpv17-like protein 2. Gene Ontology annotation, biological process: mitochondrial ribosome assembly. Gene Ontology annotation, cellular component: cytoplasm; mitochondrion; membrane. The record is from RefSeq and is a predicted model, not a curated record. Lineage: Eukaryota; Metazoa; Brachiopoda; Lingulata; Lingulida; Lingulidae.